AUGACUUCAGCAGAAGACCUUAAUCUUACCCCAGAACAGAUUGCUGAAUUCCGUGAAGCUUUCAACAUUUUCGAUAAGGAUGGUGAUGGCCGUAUCACAGCUAAAGAACUUGGUACAGUUAUGCGUUCUCUUGGACAGAAUCCAUCUGAAGCCGAGCUCCAAGAUAUGAUUAACGAAAUCGAUCUUGAUGGUAAUGGUACAAUUGAAUUCGAUGAAUUCCUUUAUAUGAUGAACCGUCAGAUGAAGGAAGGCGAUACAGAAGAAGAAAUUAAGGAUGCAUUCCGUGUUUUCGAUAAGGAUGGCGAUGGCAAGAUUACAGCUGCAGAGCUUGCUCAUAUCAUGAAGAACCUCGGAGAACCACUCACACAAGAAGAAGUCGAUGAAAUGAUUGCUCAAGCCGAUACAAACAAGGAUGGUAUCAUCGAUUACGGUGAAUUCGUCCACCUCAUGCUUACAUCAUAA
Molecule: messenger RNA, 462 nt
Organism: Trichomonas vaginalis G3
Lineage: Eukaryota; Parabasalia; Trichomonadida; Trichomonadidae
Product: calcium binding protein family
Exons: 1
Coding region: 1-462 (153 amino acids)
Molecular function (GO): calcium ion binding; enzyme regulator activity
Source: RefSeq, a predicted model, not a curated record